AUGCACUCUCCCAAGAAAAAAAAAACCUCUCUAGCAAUACACACCAAACUGAGCAUGCGCAGAGUGUCUCCACACGAUAUGUCUUAUCAGGAGAUAAGAGGGGGAUACAGGAUGAAGGGGAGGAUCAGAAAGUCAGGAUCAAACAGCAUUUUUGCACAAUGCAGAGGAUUAACUCUUUAGGUUCCACAGUGAGUAUAACAAGUAUUCUUUACUGCAGGGGCGGACUGACCAUUCGAGCUCUUGGGCACUGCCCGAGGGCCCCGGGUGAAUAGGGAGCCCC
Messenger RNA from Staurois parvus, 280 nucleotides. The record is from the annotation of a GenBank genome assembly. Lineage: Eukaryota; Metazoa; Chordata; Amphibia; Anura; Ranidae.